AUGGAAAAAGUGUCUGAAAUGAAAGAUAACGAACAAAAGGAUCAACACAUAUGGCUUGUGGCGAAUGACUCGUGUAUUAAUGGAAUCAUAGAACCGGGAGGAGAGAACUGCCGCUAUAUCUUCCAUAUGGACACCAAUACUGACACUAACAUUGACUUCAAUACUAAACCCUAUUCUGAUAUAUUGGCCAACGAUUUGGUCGCGAAUGUUAUCAAAGGGGGAAAACUGGGAACUUAUAGACACUUAAAACUUCCCAAAGAUUGCGAUAAAGUUGUUUCAAACGAGUAUUUUUUAAUCGCAAACGAUGUCUCAUAUGAUCUCAAUAAUAAUAAAUUGACUCAAUUGCCGGUUCAUAUAUACAGCUCUGGCCUCACGUUUCAUGACGUUAUGGUCGCUACAGGUCGUAUUCCCAGCGGAUCUCAAUUGUUAUUUACUGAUUGUCUGAUCGGAUGUGAGUUUGCGGGCCGUCGUGUGGACACUGGGCAACGGGUGAUGGGUUUUGAAAUGAGCCGCUGUUUCGCCACAUCUAUCAAUGCGGCCGAACAUCUCAUGACUCACAUACCGGAGCACUGGUCUAUGGAUGAGGCCGUAUCCGUUCUGAGCACACAUAGCACCGCCUGGUAUGCGCUCAUCGAAAGGGCUAAUCUCAAGAAAAAUGAAAGUAUUUUAAUACAUUCGGGCGCCGGAGGUGUGGGACAGUCGGCGAUAAUCAUCUGUCAGUACUAUAACUGCGAUAUCUAUGUAACGGUUGGGACGGAAGAGAAGAAACAGUUUUUGAUGAAUGAAUACAAUAUACCGGAGAAGAAGAUAUUCAGCUCAAGAGAUGUCACUUUUAAAUACAAGAUCAAAGAGUUGACAGACGGUCGCGGCGUUGAUAUUGUGCUAAACUCAUUGGCCGGGGAUUUACUUGAAGCCAGUUAUGCCUGUGUGGCCAAUAGGGGGCGAUUCCUGGAGUUAGGCAAAUAUGAUUUGAUCCAAAACAAGAAGUUAGGAAUGUUUGACUUCUUGAGGGACGUGGCGUUCAUUGGCGUCGCCGUCGAUAUAUGUUUUGUCGAGACAACAGACUUUGCCAUCAAUUUCUUUGAAUGGAUGCAUAGGAACAGUGGGACGGGUUGUGUCCGACCAAUCAAUACAACUGUGUUUAGAGCCACCGAAGCGGAGAAAGCCUUCCGAUAUAUGACGACCGGUAAACACAUCGGAAAAAUAGUGAUUAAGAUUAGAGAUGAAGAAUGCGAUAGAAAUCGUUUGCCCAAUGAUUUGAAACCAGCCAUCAAUUUGUUGACCACUUAUAAGACAUAUUUUAAUCCAAAUAAAAUGUAUGUAAUUACUGGUGGUUUGGGAGGAUUUGGUCUCGAAUUAGUUCACUGGAUGUCAUAUAUGGGCGCAAAGAAGUUUGCGCUGACGUCGAGGACCGGCAUUACCACCGAUUAUCAGAAGUUUAUUAUCAAUCGAUUACUAGAAUUUGGUGAACAAUAUAAGGUGUUUGGCAUCAAAAUAAUGAUCUCAACCGCCGAUUGCCAGACACUGGAGGGCGCGACACAAUUAAUCGAAGAAACGGCCGCUUUUGGACCCAUUGGAGGGAUAUUUCAUUUGGCACUCGUAUUGAAUGAUUGUCUUAUUGAAAAUCAAACAGAAGACAAGUUUUGCGAAUCCAUUGACACAAAGCACAAGAUCUUCGCAAAUUUGGAUCAAUUGAGUCGACAAUUGGACUAUAAAUUGGAUUAUUUUGUUGUGUUUUCGUCCAUCACUUGUGGUAAAGGAAACGCCGGGCAAUCAAACUAUGCUUUCGGAAACUCCAUGUGUGAGCGUAUAUGUGAAGAGAGACGUAGGGAUGGUCUGCACGGACUCGCCGUACAGUACGGACCCGUCGGUGAUGUCGGAGUGUUUGCUGAUUCUGAUCAACAAAUGUUGUCAUUUACUACUAUACAAACCCAGCGAAUCAACUCGUGUUGCGAUGUUUUGGACAAAUUAUUGGCAAUUAAACAGCCAAUUGUCACAUCAUAUGUUCGGGCAAAACAUAGCAAACAAAGCGGCACUAAAUCCAAACGCAUAGUGAAAGAGCUGUGGCGAGCGUUAGGUAUAGACCCGGACACUACACCCGAGCACUUGACUCUCGGCGAGAUUGGCAUAGAGUCUAUGUUUGCGGUUGAGUUACAGCAGGAGUUGUAUCGGGAGUACAACGUUAAGCUCAGCAUUAAUCACAUCAAAAGCAUUACCGUUAAAAUGCUUAAGGACUACGAGAGAGGCAGCGAAGAGCAGAUCCGCAAACACUUGGAUGAGGUGAAGGCCGCCCGACAGUCGCUGUUGCGCUAUAAGUUUGUAAUACCCAACGAAACUCACGUCCGUUUGAAUGCCGUCCGCAACGGGAGACGAGCCGUGUAUUUGAUGCCAACACUUCAGGCGGACUUUACGCUGUUUGAGACAAUUGCCAAAAAGUUGGACCGUCCGGUCAUUGGCCUCAAUUGGACCCGCGAUGUGAGCCAACUGUCGACCACGAAAGAGGUCUGCAAAUACUAUGUGGAAUUGAUGGGUCGAUUGGAGCCGUCGGGCGGUUACGAUGUGUUGGGCUAUUUGGACGGCGCACUCGUCUGCACAAAACUAUUGCGCAAAGGAUUGGCUGAUAAGGCGGUGAUCGUAGACGUGAUGUCAGGCCUGAGUGUCGCCGACGAACCGCUGAACGACGAGAACAUCAGUGAUUUAAUGUUGUUAUUUAUUGGCCGCGAACUGCCCUCAGCUGUGAGGGAUCGGUUGGUUCGGGAGGUGAAAGCGGAGCCCGAUUUGAACGCUAAGAUUAAACGGAUUAGCGAUGAGAUUAAGGAUUUUGCGGGAAAGGGUUUAAUUGCCACUGAUUUGGAGGAAUUGCUGCACAUUAUGGUUAAGAGGAUACAAAUGUUGUCCGAUUAUCGGGUGUCCAAAAGGCGAAAGCUAACUGAUGUGUGGAAAAUGAAACUUGGUAAAAAGUUUGCCAUGCUCACCGGACGUUUGAUUAUGAUCAAACCGUUUGAAAAUAAAUCCAUGGACGAAUUGCGGGAACUUGUUGAUAAAACACGCGAUAUCUACUUAUUACCUAGCUCGCAAGAGACAAAUGAGAACAUUACCGUUGAUUGUGUGAACACAACUGACUGCCUGUCCAUCACAUCAGUUGCCAUUGAAGAGAAAAUACUGGAAGUGUUGGGGAACUAA
This is a messenger RNA of Medioppia subpectinata, 3183 nucleotides long. Lineage: Eukaryota; Metazoa; Arthropoda; Arachnida; Sarcoptiformes; Oppiidae. The record is from the annotation of a GenBank genome assembly.